UUGCAUCACCUCACAGUUGCUUCUAUUUGCACCACCAAAGCUGUAUCGUCUAUAACGACAUUCCUCGAGACAACCUUUUCGCUGGCCAUCCGCAGAUCUCAAACGUCUGGGAGUGAAAAACCACUUUCAACAGAAUCCAAGCUAGGUCCAGCACACUCACCCGCUUCGCAAUGGCGCUCCCUGCAGUCAAGUCUCUAGAGGAGUGCUCCGAGUGGGCCAAGGUCGUCGAACCCUUCAUCCCCCAGCUCCUUGAGCUCCCCGGCAAGAUCAUCGCGAGCCCGCAGUCGCUGCCCCAGAUUUACCUCGAGACGAACCCCCUCGUCUCCGGCUUCGCUUUUUCCCUGCUCAUCGCCGUCCUCACUCUCGGCGUGUCAGAGUACCAUCGCAACUUUUCGCAAAUCGACCGGCUGUGGAGUCUCCUGCCCAACUGGUACGUCCUGCACACGGCAGCAUGGGCGUACUUGAAUGACGAACCCUGGCAACGAGUCGCGCUGGCCGGGGCCGCGACCACUCUUUGGAGCACCCGGUUAACCUUCAACUACUGGCGCAAAGGAGGCUACGAGCGCGGAAGUGAAGACUACAGAUGGGAAAUUGUUCGCGCAUACGUCCCCGCCUGGGUCUUCUUCCUCUUCAACGUGACCUUCAUCUCCUUCAUCCAGUCCAUCCUCCUCUUCGCCUUCUCGGCCGCUCCCGCCUACUCCCUCCUCCUCGCCAGCCGCAUCGAGCCCGACCUCGCCGCCUCGGACUACUCCUUCUUCGCCAUCCUCGCCGGCCUCGUCCUCAGCGAGUACAUCAGCGACGGCCAGCAGUGGGACUACCAGACCGCCAAAGCCGCCUACAAAAAGGGCAAUGGCACCGCCGCCGCCGUGCCCCGCGGCUGGGCGCAGGCGGACCUCGAACGCGGCUUCGUCACGCACGGUCUCUGGGCCUUCAGCCGCCACCCCAACUUCUUCGCCGAGCAGAUGGUCUGGUUCGUGCUCUACCAGUGGAGCUGCUACGCCACCAAGGUGCUGUAUAGCUACACCUUUGCCGGCUCCGCGUUCCUCGUGCUGCUGUUCCAGGGCUCAACGUGGCUCACGGAGCUGAUCACGGCGGGCAAGUACCACGAGUACGCCGAGUACCAGAGCCAGGUUGGCAUGUUCAUGCCCAAGUCGCUGUUUCCCUACAAGAAGCCCCCGCCCAAGGUCAUCCGCACGAGCGAGCUUGCCAAGCGCCAGAGCAAGAAGGAUAAAUAAAGGAGAAAUGGACUAGAGACAUGCUUGUCCAUGUUAAGAUACGGCCUAUUCAGCCGUAACGGGAAAACUUUUCUGGUCUGGGGACUGGAAUAGACGGUGAAAUGCAUGUGUGUAUUCUUCUAGAGAAAGUCUUUUUCUAGUUUCUAGUGAGGUCGUUAUGGAGUUCAUCUAUGCAUCCAGAGCA
Molecule: messenger RNA, 1419 nt
Organism: Colletotrichum acutatum
Lineage: Eukaryota; Fungi; Ascomycota; Sordariomycetes; Glomerellales; Glomerellaceae
Exons: 3
Coding region: 171-1235 (354 amino acids)
Cellular component (GO): membrane
Source: RefSeq, a predicted model, not a curated record